AUGCGUGUCCCGCUCUUGGAUAUCGUCGGCCGCCUUCUCGCCUCCUGCGAUGUUGAUGUUUCAUUUCCCGAGGGCCCCAGAGGGUCCGCGUCUUUCUCGGACUGUCCCGCAGCAGAUCACCCUCCCCCCGCCCAGAGGGUCCGCGUCUUUCUUGGUCUGUCCCGCAGCAGAUCACCCCCCCCCCAGAGGGUCCGCGUCUUUCUUGGACUGUCCCGCAUCAGAUCACCUUCCCCCGCAGAGGGUCCGCGUCUUUCUCGGACUGUCCCGCAGCAGAUCACCCUCCCCCCCAGAGGGUCCGCGUCUUUCUCGCACUGUCCCUCAGCAGAUCACCCUCCCCCGCCCCAGAAGGUCCGUGUCUUUCUCGGACUGUCCCGCAGCAGAUCACCCUCCCCCCCAGAGGGUCUGCGUCUUUCUCGGACUGUCCCGCAGCAGAUCACCCUCCCCCCCAGAGGGUCCGCGUCUUUCUCGCACUGUCCCGCAGCAGAUCACCCUCCCCCGCUGAGGGUCCGCGUCUUUCUCGGACUUUCCCGCAGCAGCCCGCCGCAAAUCACCGACGAGCCAGUGCACGGGCUCGGGAGCAACACGGUGACCGCGUUCCCGGCCGCAAGUCCGGAAAGUCAACCCACCUGGUUGGCAAACGGACGUGCGGGUGUGCUGGCAAACAAAAGUCACAAUGACUCGGGACCUGUCGCAGACUUUGGAAUACAGAACUCAAAGGAAUUCUGGGUGGGAAGGAACGACGCCUGGGCCUCCCGGAGUCCCCUGCACACAGGCUUCCUUCUUGAGGUUCCAUUAGGUCCUACAUUAGGUUCCAUUAGGUCCUACAAACAGGUAGCAAGGUCCAGCGGGGCCAGGCGUGGGACUGGUCCAUCAAAGCAAAGCUGCAGUUUGUCCAACUGCCAGCAAGCUGGAGGGGAGGUCUGGGGCCCGUUCUGACUGCAUCCAUCCUGAACCAGGUGCGGAGAGACAAGGGAGUCCGAGCAACCGCUAUCUCUGCCAGGACAUCUGUGCCAUCUCUGCGGUUUCAAGGGGUCUGUCUUGGACUAGGAUAGCUGGCUCACAGGGUCAAGGGGUGGUGGGGCAUGGCUGUGUGUACUAACAGCAUGCUUGAGGACCUGUGAGUUCCAAUGACCCGCAGCAGGGAGUCUGGCAGACAUUCCUUGGUAACCAGGAAUGGGGAUGAUGGGAGGGCUUGCAUCACCAGAGGGAGAGUCGCAGCUGAUGUAGGGUUCCCCUGGUGCCUGGAUGGUGGGACCCCAGUGUGUUGCUAUUUAUGAAGCAAAUACUUGGACACAUGCCCAUGCUGGUCUUUUUUGCUAGAACACCCUUCCCUUUCCCUUCUGUCAACAAGUAGCUAUUUUUAUUCUACACCAAAACCCUUCCGGAUAUUUCUGUACCUGCAGCCUCUUCUGGACACAGGUGCAUGCUCCAUUGGAGGCCAUGUGGUGGAGGGUCACUCUGCUUGUCCAGUCCCUACUGCUGGCUGACUUCACACACCCCCUCUCUCAGCCCCCACUGCCUGGGAGAUGAGCAGGAGGCAGAUUAUGAUUUAUGCCUCUGUACUUCCCACCCCAAAGGUCUUCAGGGAAAGCCCAGGCAAGGAUGGCUGAGGGAACUUAGACCUUUCCUGGCUUGAGAACUUCUGCUCCAUUUCACUGCCCUGUGCACAAUCCCAUCCAGCAGCCCCCAGGGUCUUGUCAGGAAUUAAAAACUCCCUCCCUGGGCACUCAGUGUAGGGUUUUCCUGUUCAGUUAGUUAUGAGACCUGAUUUGCAUAAUUCCCUUCUCUAGGCAGGAAAUGAAAAGCUGCCUUCUGGUUUCCAGUUAUUUAGAACAGAGCCCUGAAACUAAUAUCUACAUUGAUAUGGUAUUAUUUCUAGCUUCCUACCACGUCCUGAUUCCUCAAACACCUACUAUGUACAUUUGUCCCACUUUAAUGUCACUGUUGGCAUCAUCAUAAUGUAAAUUGUACAGCCAUGGUAAUAAUGUUCAUGUCAUGUUCGAUCAUAUUGCAUUUCCUACGAGCGCAUGGCUAGUAUUAAAAACAAAACUGUUUAGACAAAUCAACCUUGGGUCCCAGAGAAGGGAGCACCAUGCUGAGUGUGUGUGUGUGUGUGUGUGUGUGUGUGUGUAUGUAUCAUUGGGUGGCCUCUGAGGCAGUCAACCUGCCCUCUGCUGGUUUUCAGCUGGAUGAGCCUGGGAGAAUUUAUUCAGGCAGGAGCAGCUGAGCAGAUAGGCACUGGCCUGGGUUCCAAAAAGUGGCUGACCAAGGUACAAAAGAUGGUUUGUCCAGUUCAUCCUUUAGGAAUAAUUUUGUUCUCCCUGACAGAAAGUUAGCUCAUCUAUCCCAAUACAAGUCUAUUAUCUAUGGGUAGCUUGUCUUUUUAUCCUUAGCCAGAAAGCCGAGCAAUGGCAUAGUUUUCCUUCUCCAGCCCCUCCUAUGAAUGUGAGAUGCAGGGUUUCCAAUCCAGAUGGUUCCAGCCUCUGAGUGUUAUGAUGCCCCCUGCCCAGGGAACCUGGCCCAAAGCCACACCCUGUGAACAUCAUCCCAGAGUCCUCACAAAGCAGCUUCGAGUACAACUCAGAAAAGAUGCUGGCAUUGUCCCCACUUUUCCAAGACCUGGAAGGGUGGUGGAUGGGGGCUGGGCUUGGGGUUGGCUCUGGGCAGAGAUAACCCCAUCUUGAAGGUCUGUGUCCACACCCUGUGUGUGGCCAAAGGGAUGAAGCUGGGUCUUUUCCUGCAGAGGGUCCAUUAAUCGUGAGUCCUGAGCUGACCUUGAGAAUGUGACUUCAGGAAAACCCCUUGGUCUUUCUGGGUCUUCAUCUGUAAACUAGGUGGAUGUGACCAAUAUCACCUAAGGCUCUGACGUCUUACUCAUUCAUGCAUUAAGCCUCUUCAAGGCAGCACUCUGCUCUUCAAGGACAGAGCAGCAAACAAAACAGGACAAAAUAUUUUAAGCCCUACCCUUAGUCUGUAAGUGGGAAUUUCAAUAACUGAGUUAAAUUUGUUAUUUAUUAGUCGU
Molecule: messenger RNA, 3022 nt
Organism: Mustela erminea (ermine)
Lineage: Eukaryota; Metazoa; Chordata; Mammalia; Carnivora; Mustelidae
Exons: 3
Coding region: 1-936 (311 amino acids)
Source: RefSeq, a predicted model, not a curated record